This is a messenger RNA of Aspergillus candidus, 630 nucleotides long. Its product is annotated as carboxymuconolactone decarboxylase family protein. The record is from RefSeq and is a predicted model, not a curated record. Gene Ontology annotation, molecular function: peroxiredoxin activity. Bases 1 to 630 code for a protein of 209 amino acids. Lineage: Eukaryota; Fungi; Ascomycota; Eurotiomycetes; Eurotiales; Aspergillaceae. The transcript has a single exon.
AUGCGUCUCCCCUACGCCCCCCAGGAACCCCCCUCCGCGGACCCCGACACGGUCGCCAUCUACCAGCGCAUCGCCGAGCGCCGGCACCCCCGCCCCCUCAUCCCGCUCGACCUCUCGCUGCUCCACGCGCCCCCCGUCGCCGACGGCUGGAACAGCUUCCUCGGCGCCAUCCGCACACGCACCCAGGUCGACACCGGUCUCCUGGAAAUGGCCGUCUGCCGCGUCGCCGUUCUCAACGGCGCCGUCUACGAGUGGAACUCCCACGCCCCGCUGGCCCUCAAGGGCGGCAUCCCGCCCGCCGCCCUGCACGCUGUGCGCCAUCUGGGCCCCACCGCCACUGGAGAGGACCUUGCCGGUGCUCGCGCCGCCCUCGAUGCCGAGACCGCGCUGUCUACCGCCCAGCGUGCUGUCGUUCGCUACGUUGACGAGAUGACCCAGACGGUGCGUGUCGCUGACGAUACCUUUGCGGGCUUGCAGGCCGACGCCGGCCUCUCUGACCGUGAGAUCGUUGAGUUGACUACUGGGAUUGCCGGGUAUAACUGCGUCAGUCGCGUGCUGGUGGCGUUGGAUGUGGGGGAGAAUAAUGGGCGGGAGAUGAAGAGUGUGGAUGAGUUAGUGGCGGCGCUGUGA